AUGUGGAAGCGAUACAGCUUGUUUUAAAUGUAACAAGUGUAGCAUGCAUUGUUUUUGCAAAGGAUCUACUUGUAAUCAAACUACCCGCUUCAAUACUAGGUGUGGAUCGAGUUCAAGUUGUUCUAAAUGUACCAAGUGCUCUAUGCAUUGCUUCUGCAAAGGCUCUACCUGCAUCCAAAAUACUCGGUUCAAUACUAGAUGCGGAAGCGAUACAGCUUGUUUUAAAUGUAACAAGUGUAAUAUGCAUUGUUUUUGCGAAGGCACUAGCUGUAAUCAAAAAACCCGCUCAAAUACCAAAUGUGGAAUGGAUACAAGUUGCUUUAAAUGUAGUAAGUGCGAGAUGCAUUGUUUUUGUAAAGGCACUAGCUGUAAUCAAAAAACCCGCUCAAAUACUAAAUGUGGAAUGGAUACAAGUUGCUUUAAAUGUAGUAAGGGCGCUAGCUGUAAUCAGUAAUUUAAGAUGUGGAUUGGAUACAACUUGCGUUAAAUGUCAAAAGUGCGAAAUGCAUUGUUUUUGUAAAGAUUGUUUUAAAUGCAACUCUAUUAAAAUGUAA
This is a messenger RNA of Dentiscutata erythropus, 554 nucleotides long. NCBI's taxonomy places the organism in Eukaryota, Fungi, Glomeromycota, Glomeromycetes, Diversisporales, Gigasporaceae. The record is from the annotation of a GenBank genome assembly.